Dichotomopilus funicola is the source of this 546-nucleotide messenger RNA. RefSeq lists its product as uncharacterized. Gene Ontology annotation, cellular component: nucleus; cytosol. Lineage: Eukaryota; Fungi; Ascomycota; Sordariomycetes; Sordariales; Chaetomiaceae. The record is from RefSeq and is a predicted model, not a curated record. Gene Ontology annotation, molecular function: protein binding; peptidyl-prolyl cis-trans isomerase activity. The transcript has 3 exons. The coding region runs from base 1 to 546 and encodes 181 amino acids.
AUGGCCGACACAACGGAAACCGGGCUCCCACCCAACUGGGAAGUGCGACACAGCCAGUCGAAAAACCUUCCUUACUACUUCAACUCCGUCGAACGGGUCUCGCGCUGGGAACCACCGGCCGAGACAGAUACUGAAAAGCUAAAGCUUUACAUGGCUAAAUACCACAACAACAAGGGUGCCGCCGCCGGGUCGGCUGAGGAGGGUCAGCAGGGCAAGAUCCGUGCCGCUCACCUGCUCAUCAAGCACCGCGACAGCCGGCGCCCGUCUAGCUGGCGUGAAAACACCAUCACCCGGACCAAAGAAGAGGCGUACGACAUCAUCAAGGCGCACCAAGACCGCAUCCAAGCCGGUGAGGCCUCGCUCGGGCAGCUGGCGUCGACUGAGUCGGACUGCAGCAGUGCGCGCAAAGAAGGGGAUUUGGGGUUCUUUGGGCGUGGGGAUAUGCAGAAGGAGUUCGAGGACGCGGCGUUUGCGUUGCUCAAGGGUGAGGUGUCGGAUAUUGUGGACACGGCGAGCGGGCUGCACCUGAUUGAGAGACUCGCAUGA